AUGCGCUCUUUCAUCCUCAUCGCUGCCUUCUUGGCACUUGCACUUGCUCAGGAAUCUUCUCAAGCGGUACCUUCGGCAACAGAGGUAUCUGUGGAGUAUCCUGGUACAUCUUACCUAACGGCAACCAACUCCCUGGGCGUUGUCACCGGUCAGCCCGUGGCCGCAACUUCUCAAGAAGCCGCGCAGACCUCACAGGAACCCGCUGCUUCGAUCCCCGCAGGCUUGAGCUCUGCCGUAGUGACGCCUUACAACCCAUCCACCACCUCUGGCGUUCCCUCCACCUUAUCCCUUGUGGCAUCCCCGUCCAGCGGGGCCGCGUCGUCCGCCUCUCUCGGAAGUUCUCACGCCGUUAGCCCCACAGCUUCCAGCUCAACCGCUUCUGGAACGACAUCCACGGGAACGACGACCUCCACCGAAUCAGCAUCUUCUGGGACGACCGCAGCUGCAACCACGUCUGGCUCAUCCGCAAGCUCCAGCGCUGACUCUUCUUCUGCCAGCACCUCAUCGUCAAAGGGAGCUGCUCCCAUCGCCACUGCAGGACCAAUUAUCGGUCUGGCUGGUGCUGCUGCUGCUGCUGUCGCUGUUCUUUUGUAA
This is a messenger RNA of Monascus purpureus, 594 nucleotides long. NCBI's taxonomy places the organism in Eukaryota, Fungi, Ascomycota, Eurotiomycetes, Eurotiales, Aspergillaceae. The record is from the annotation of a GenBank genome assembly.